Molecule: messenger RNA, 2311 nt
Organism: Oryza brachyantha (malo sina)
Lineage: Eukaryota; Viridiplantae; Streptophyta; Magnoliopsida; Poales; Poaceae
Product: protein LAZ1
Exons: 9
Coding region: 643-2082 (479 amino acids)
Biological process (GO): transport
Molecular function (GO): transporter activity
Source: RefSeq, a predicted model, not a curated record
AUCCUACUAUGUAAAAUUAUUUCGGCUCCAGACACAAACAAUCCUAAUAGAGAUUAGCUAAAAGAAGGGAAAGGAAAGAAAGUUGGGUAGAGACCUAGAUAAGCAAGAAAAGAAAAUAGAAAAAAGAGACAAGAUAGGAUGACGAUGGACCCAGAUCAGCAUAGACUCCACGAUCUUGGAAGCAUGUGCUGAUGAGAUUUCUCAGGUUCAAUUUCUCGUCGCAAAUCGCCGUCCCCUCUCUCUGUCUCUGCUAACUAUGAUUCUACUCCACCACUCACCCUUCUAAUCUGACAAACAAUGAUCUAAUCUUUUCUCCACAUGCAACUGCCCAUACUUUGAUCGUUUGAUUCUUCGGCCUGCGUGGCUAAUCUUUCAAUCUCGUCUUUUAUUCCCCUCCCCUCAUCAUACAUUGGCUUCCUGCGGCACAGAUCCGAUUCUCCAGGUGAAUACCACCGUGCAUUUGGUGGAACAACAGAAAGCUACUACCUUUUGGUGGCUGCCUGCUCAAAAAGGACUCCAGUAUCAGUUGGGGCCUGUGAAUUAUGGUACUUUAUAAACCAUAUUGUGGAUCAGGAGGAGGCUGUGAAUGUAUAGGUGGCUCAAACUGUGCCAUGCUUUGAGUAGAAUUGUAAAGAGAGGGCAAUGGAAUUGGCAGAGCAACUAUACUCAGUUUUCAGGGGCUAUGCACCGCCUGUUUGGGCUUCAAUCAUCGCUGGAAUUUUUGUCACCGUCUCACUUUCUUUAUCUCUGUUCUUGCUGUUCAAUCAUCUGUCAGCCUACAAAAACCCAGAGGAGCAGAAGUUUCUUGUUGGUGUUAUUCUCAUGGUCCCUUGCUAUGCGGUUGAGUCGUACAUAUCAUUGGUGAAUCCAUCAAUUAGUGUUGAUAUUGAGAUUCUGCGAGAUGGCUACGAGGCAUUUGCUAUGUACUGUUUUGGGCGGUAUCUAGUUGCUUGCUUAGGUGGGGAAGAUAGGACGAUUGAAUUUCUGAAGAAGGAGGGCAGUUCAGGUUCUGAUGUACCACUUUUGGACCAUGAAACUGGACAACGAUUUGUCAACCAUCCUUUUCCAAUGAAUUACAUGUUGAAACCAUGGCCUCUAGGAGAAUGGUUUUAUUUGGUUAUUAAGUUCGGGCUUGUUCAAUAUGUGAUCAUAAAGACAAUCUGUGCUAUUCUUGCUGUGAUUCUUGAAUCCUUUGGAGUGUACUGUGAAGGAGAGUUUAAAUGGAACUGUGGGUACUCUUACACCGCUGUGGCUCUUAAUUUUAGUCAGUCAUGGGCCUUGUAUUGUCUGGUUCAGUUCUAUGCUGCCAUAAAGGAUGAGCUAGCCCAUAUAAAGCCUCUUGCGAAGUUUCUGACAUUCAAGUCGAUUGUCUUCUUAACAUGGUGGCAAGGUAUCGUGAUUGCAUUGCUGUACAAUUGGGGCUUGCUAAGAGGUCCUAUUGCUCAAGAGUUGCAGUUCAAGUCCAGUAUUCAGGACUUCAUUAUCUGCAUAGAGAUGGGCGUGGCUUCUAUUGUCCACCUGUAUGUUUUCCCUGCCAAGCCAUAUGAGCUGAUGGGUGAUCGUUUCAUCGGAGGGGUUUCAGUUCUUGGAGACUAUGCUUCAGUUGACUGUCCUCUAGAUCCAGAUGAAGUUAAGGAUAGUGAGCGCCCAACCAAGGUUAGGCUUUCCCAGCCACCUGAUCGUGUCAGAUGCUCCACUGCCAUAAAAGAAAGUGUUCGUGAUGUCGUACUUGGAGGAGGCGAAUAUAUUGUGAAUGACUUGAAGUUCACCGUUAAUCAUGCUGUGGAACCAAUCAAUGAAAAGCUGCACAAGAUAUCCCAGAACAUCAAAAAGCACGAGAAAGAAAAGAAGAAAACAAAUGAUGAUAGCUGCAUAAAUUCGCAUCAAACCUUGACCAGAGUAAUUAGCGGUAUUGACGAUCCACUCCUGAAUGGGAGCUUAAGUGAUAAUAGUUGUCAGAAGAAAGCACGGAAGCAUCGCCGGAAAUCUGGGUACACAAGCGCAGAGAGUGGAGGAGAGAGUAGCGAUCAUGGAUUAGGUGGGUAUGAAAUCCGAGGGCAUAGAUGGAUUACCAGGGAGUAAUUGCAUCUUUGUCUCCAGCGAGAAUUUUGCCCUGAAUCUUCCUUGGCUGCUAAAAUUCAGUAACCAGGAAAAUAGAUGACAAAACUCAGAUUUAGGUUCAGACCUAUAGGAUCUCUCUAUGAUGACACUGCAAUGCUGCAAAUUGAGCUAGCAGACGGUGUCCGGGUUAUUCAUGCCUUGUAAAGGACAGACUUUUCCACGAAAGUAUAUAAGAUUCUGAAUUGAGGAA